Molecule: messenger RNA, 1192 nt
Organism: Alternaria alternata
Lineage: Eukaryota; Fungi; Ascomycota; Dothideomycetes; Pleosporales; Pleosporaceae
Exons: 3
Coding region: 9-833 (274 amino acids)
Biological process (GO): translation
Cellular component (GO): mitochondrion; ribosome
Molecular function (GO): structural constituent of ribosome
Source: RefSeq, a predicted model, not a curated record
CACGCCCAAUGGCUUCACUAAGGACCUCGACGCUGCUCCCGCAGUGCACGUCGUGUAUACGGAGAGUGACGCGGCAAAAUUUGGGGGUUUCGGCGUCGCAGCAGACCCGCAACAUCUCAAAGAAGGCGAAAGAGGCAGAGCGCAACAUUGUCGUGAAGCUACUAAAGGAUGUGCCAAGAUUCGGUCGCGCAGGCUCAUAUGUCCCGCUCAACCCUUCUCUCAUGCGUAACCGAUGGUUCCCCGCACGCGUCGCCGACUAUGUUCCCGCUACCCAAAUGAAGCAGCUCAAGGCGCAGGAUGUGGACAUGGGCCGCGACUUCUCAUAUGGCGUACGACUGAACCUGGAGGAGGCGGAGGAAGAGGAGGUCGACUUCAUGAAGCAGCCGAAACACUAUGUACGGCCGAUUGAAAUCGAUGUGCUCAGCCCUGAGCGAUCCAUGGAGCUCCUCGAUGCGUUUGUACCACCCACGAUCGACUUUUACCGCCAGCGAAUCGAGCAAGACAGCCCAUCGAGCGGGCGCAUGGGUGCGUCUGGUGCAGCAGACAUUUUGACUGCAGCGGCGAUGGGCAAGAAGGCGUCUGCAGAUGCUAUCUACGGCUCUGUCUCAAGCACCGAUCUCGUGGCCACUAUAAAGGGAGCGCUGGCGCACAACGACGAGGCGGCCCGCGUGAUACUGAAUGAGGCAGACGUCAAGUUCCUCUCUGGGCACGAGGAGGGCGACACAUCGCGUGUCAAGCAGCUGGGCACAUUCAAGGCCGAGAUACGGUUACCCGGCGUAGAGGAACCUAUCGUGAGGAAUAUCCGGAUCAGAGCGAAGGGAUCGGAAUCAUGAGGCUUGGUUAACUGGCCGCAACAUAUCGUAGACCCCAACUUCCGGACAUCUGGAGAGGCCCAGAACCUCACCUUCCGAGGAUUCCUCCGCCUCGCUGUAAAGAUAUACCUGUGCCAUCCAUGUCAUUUGCAUUUCCGCAUAUCGGAAAAAUUCAACAACACCUCAAUUAUGAUCACGAUAUGGCGCAUAUGUCUUGUCCCGCAUCAUCAGAGUGACUUCAUUGGUGGGACCUUGCAUGCUCUAGACGGAGCUGAGUAACAUGGAAGAAGUGGCUGGCUCGGUAAUUCGAGGCGUAAGGCGAGAUAGCGUUUUGCGGCGAGACUCGGACAACAUGUCACCUGUGGAUUGCAAUGAUGCUU